CUGAAAGCGACAUCUGCUCCUUUGCCCUUAUCAAGAACCACUACGCCGCCAAGAAUGACCUCACCACCAACCUUUUUGUACCGUCAACCCGUCCAACGGCACUUCAAGCGCUUUAUGAGGCCGCCUCCAAGACGCCCGUCCACGUUAUGCGUCAAUUGGAUAGGUGGCGUCGCGACGGUCAUCGCACUUCCCGGUUCUUCCUCUGUACGCCGGUUCUUGGAGCCAAGCGCCGGAAGAUUAGGAAUAAGGUGGACAUCGAUAUCGAAACAAGCAUGCCUGCCGCAGUCGAGGAGCUUAGAAGAUGGACAUCGAACGAGGCUUUGGGUGACAUAACCGUCACUCCAGAUUGCGCCAAUCGCAUUGGCCCGAAUGUCAGCAUGACGGACGGCGAUGCCACGGAUGGCACGAUAGCGUCGGAUGACGAAGGCAUCGACCAUAAACUACCCUCUCCCGAAGAACAACUCCAAGUCGUGGCGCUCAAAUUCCCAGCAGAGAUCGUCGCUGUAGAUAUAUCGGGAAGAAACUUCGAUCGGAUGUCAAUACAGCGGCGCUCGCUCAUACAAGGAGAGGUAGUGAACCGAACGACAGAUGGCGACACACGUAGAAGGACUAGAAGCAGGAAGCCGCGUAACAGGAGGAGAAAUACGCUCGCGGGUACAGAUCAAAAAGAAAUUCGCGAUGCUUUAACCGCAGGGGAGGAGCCUUCCUCACCGACAUAUAACCAUGAGACUGAAUCUACAACUACUGGUGCUGUAAGUAGGAGCAAAAGCAGUGAUAUCUUGCGCUCAGCAAGCAAGAGAGAAUCGCCAGAAAUCAAAAAGUCUCAUUUCAACACACUCAAACAAUGGGGCAAGAGCAGAUACGACAAGUUGAUGAACAAAAGCUCUGAAUCCAAGGCGGAAGCAAGAAUCAAAGACGAUAUCGACGACUUCAACGUACACGAAACAGUGACCAUGAAGAGGAAACGAGACAUGGAUAAGGAGAGGAAAACACACGAACGUAAUGCGUCCAUAUCGUCUUCGGAAAAAUCAAGCAUUCACAUGCAAACUCCUAACCCUCUCUCGUCAGUUAUGAACAUGGCGGUCAAAUUGCGAGACAGCUCAGUGCAGAGGCGUCUCAGAAGAACUGGUGGAAAUAAAGACGAACCGCAUUCUUCCAGUGGUAACUGGAGCGCCAGCUCCGAGAGUGGAAGAGCCUCCAUAGGCUCGGAAAUCACCACAACCACUCAACCCAAGUCGACAACCUCCGCAGCAACUUCGAGCAACUCGCUAAACCAUCAAUCAAGCUCGGUCAACAGUAGGAGAAGAUUCAAUAACACGUCCACAUCCAGCAGCGUUACUAGCGAAGGCACUCUGACUCCUGAUAUAAUUCACGACUUACACGAAGAUGGCGAGACGAGUUCGGUAUAUUCUUGUGAUACGGAGGGAUAUUACACCUCUUUCCACUUGGACAGUGGUUUGAAAACUCUCAAGGAGGAAGACACUCCGCCUACACCAUUACAUUCCACGUCAGCUUUCUCAAACUCAGGGUCUACUGUGCUGUCGGCUGAAAAUGAGUACGAGCUGUUCGGCAAAGGGUCUACUUCAACCACAACCAGCUCGGCCGGUACUGUAUGCACCACUUUGCGUGCCUCGGACAGCAACAAAUCACUAGUAAUCGGUCCUGUAGUUCCAGAAAGAAAAAGUUCCUUAACCAAAUCGUCCAACCGAUCACCGGAAAGUUCACUAGAAAGAGACUUCAGCGAUAAAACCGGCACUGUGAAGCGCAGUCCUGCGACCAAUAUGAAGCCAGUGGUUGUAGCUCUCGUACACAAGCAGUCCAACGACGGAGACGUUUCGCCAGACAGUGGACACAAUACCUCUAGUUCCCCCAUAGAGUCGAUAAGUAGUCCCAACGGCGUUCGAACCAGUUCCGACUUCGAUUUUUCUGAAUCUUCUGACAUGGAAGGCCCAGAAAGAAUUGAAAGGAUCCGAAUAAAAACCACGAUAAACUCCAGCAGAAUACCGUCGAUGUGCGUCAUCACACCUCCUCACAGCGACGACGAAAGUGAGCACAGCAGCAACUCCUCGCACAAAAACUAUCAGAAACAAAUGGAGGAGAAGAACAACUUCAAUCAAAGAAAGGGCGAACAAAACGAGAAUGAGAAAGAUGUUAAAAAGAAAUGUGAUGAGUCUGGUGAUAUACAUCGCAUCAUAAGCACAACGGUAAAUGGUUCCAAUAAGUUUUCCUUGAUUACGGUGGAUCCUCAGUCUGGGUACGCUACCCUCGAGAGGAUAGAUCAACCCGACGGAGGAAGCAAAACGAAAAGUGCUUUGGACAAUGUUAUUUCUAGUUCCAACAACAUCCGAGCACCCAGUCCGAGCGGCGGCACUGUGACCGUCAAGGAAGAAGCUAAUUUGAAUAAAUCCCCUUCGCAGCCUAUCAUUAAAGCUUCUCUUCUCCCUAUGAACAUGUUCGGGCGACUCAAAACGAAUAUUGUGAAUUUCGCUCACAAACGCGAUCGAAGUAAGUCCCCAGGCAUGAACAAGGAUCAAAGAAAAAUUGAUGACAUUCUCUUUGACGCGGGAGAGUAUGUUACUAUCGCUGACGUGAGAAACAAUAACGAGAAGAUAGCUUUGUCUUCUGAAGAGUCAAACUAUGCCAACGAUAUUGUUAACAAGAAUUUGACAAACGUGUUGUCUGGUAAGAUACGGGACACAGAAUACGUGAGUCUUGAUGAACUUCCCUGUAACGAAAACAACAACAUCACCUACACAAACCUGGACUCAGUAGAAAGCAAGAAGCAAGGCGCCAGGGUAAUGCUAGACGCUGAAGGUAAAGUUGUUUACAGUUCGGAUAGUUUGAGGAGAAGGAAAGGCGCGCAUACCACGUUCGCACCUGGAAAGAACGUAAAACCGACGACCAGUCCCAGUCAUAGCCCGCUGCCAAAUCAGAGGACUAUAAAGUCGGUGAGGCCAGUUUCCAAUACCCAGAGUCAGAUGGUAGCAGCAGUACCCACUGUCGAGUUCAAUCGUCCGGUUUCUCCAAAAUUAGAGACUAUUCCAAUGCCUCUGAUUACACCAUCGAAACCAAAUUCUCCUAGGAUUUUCUCCCGGGAAGCCAACUAUUAUACACGAGAAGCUGGAUCCGAUUCGCCUGCUCACGAAAAAGAACGAGUGCAAACACCAGCAACGCAUCAAAUAAUAACAAAUAUUACACCUGGCAAUCCAGAUUACCAGAAAGCUAACCCGAAAGGAAUGUACAAUUACGGCGAUCAAAUCCUAGAAAUGGACACCAACAGGUAUCUAUCGAAUCAAUACUAUCUUCAACGUGGUAGCCCGACGUACUCCACACUCCCACUGAAGAAAACCCAGUUUUUCACCGAUGAAAUAAAAACUGAAAGAUCCAUCACACCCGACAUCACAAGAGGCCUAGAGAGGAAUCACACGAACAGUUUUGGUCGAACGGAAAAUAUUCAAGACGCAUCGACGAGGAAUUUUCACAAACCUGCAAAGAUGGGCAUUCCUGUUCAAAUGCCAGAUAUCAACAGACUCACUUUCCAGAACGUGCCUUCAAUCGAUACAUUGAACGAAAAUCGGAACUAUGUACCCAUCCGACCAUAUGAAGAGGGAGAUUCCCUAAGAAUUUCUCCAAUAGACCCCAGACACUCCGGUGGUUUCCAGUCUUCAACGCCUUCCGCUAAGAAUAAAGAACUGAGGGCAGCUUCAAACUUGGAAAGUAAGUUACUAUCUCCCAAAAAGUCAACAAUGUCAAAUGAAGAACUGUAUGCUGUCAUUCACAAGAGCAAGAAAAAAAUGAACAUAGAUACAGACGACACACCUAGGUCUUCGCCGGUGACAGUGCAAAGCGAACCUGCUUCCAGACCAACGGUAAAACCUCCCGAAUCUGGAUAUCUGGGAGACAAAUCCAAAUCCAGGUUGAGCUGGUCUCCUAGUAAGGGAGAGUAUGUGGAUUUCAACCAAGACAUAGACAAACUGUCACCUCCAAACGAGUCCAGGUCUAGGCAAAGCUGGGCGUGCAGCGACAGAAAACCAAAGAUCAAACAAACUUCUACAAUUGAUUUUAAAAGACUGCUUCUUCAAAAAUCCAGCAUCGGUUCUCCGAAGAAACUAUCGGCUGUUGAGCAGCUCAAGUUGUCCAAGCAGCAAGUACAACAUCCUCAGCCAAAGACUCAACCGGAAAUGAACAUUUUGGACUUGAGUGGUUCGCCGAGGAGCUUGGUGAAUAGGAGAUUUAUGAACAAUCAACCUUCCUCCCCGAACCGAGAGCCUAAACCUGCAGCUAAAAUACUGUCACCGAGAUCUCAGUGGCGGUUCGCCAGUCCGAGGAGUGACGUUCUCUCUUCUACAAUACUGGAAGAUUGUAGAGAAGACGAGAGCCCUAACAGUUCUGGGGAAAGGAAGGCCUCACCUAAGUAUGGAAACAAAAAUAAUAGUACAAAUGAUAAAAAUGAAACUUCGUCGCCUAAAGGAAUGCCAAGAAAUAACUCUGAAACAAAGUCUUAUACCUCUGCAACGCAGAGACUUCAUGCUCAAAGAGCUCAAUUUUUCAAUCCUGUGACACAGACAAGUAGUCACUUGAGAGGACAAGAAGCUAAGGAUAAGUCUAAUCCGCCUACUCUAGAAACAGCGUUUUAGUUUUAAGGUUUUGAUUUUUAUUUAUUUUUGUAAAUAAACCUGAACGGAAAGUUUUGGUUUUUCCUAUUUAUUUUCUGGUUUUACUGGCUAGUCGACAAACCAUUAGUUUUUUACAUUUUUAUAACUGAAAUGUUUAAAUAUUAUAUUCAUACAAGUUUUUCAAUUGUACAAACAUUGCUGUAAAUACAUUUUGGUGAUGCUUCCAAAAAAAAAUUGUUUAGUAAAGUUGCCUUAAAUUAUUGUAAAUCUUAAUAUAUUGAUUUUUGUAAAUAAAUGUUUUGAUUUGGCUAAUA
Messenger RNA from Leptinotarsa decemlineata (Colorado potato beetle), 4930 nucleotides. RefSeq names its product NHS actin remodeling regulator GUK-holder (gene gukh). NCBI's taxonomy places the organism in Eukaryota, Metazoa, Arthropoda, Insecta, Coleoptera, Chrysomelidae. Gene Ontology annotation, biological process: cell differentiation. The record is from RefSeq and is a predicted model, not a curated record.